Ricinus communis (castor bean) is the source of this 3566-nucleotide messenger RNA. RefSeq names its product diacylglycerol lipase-beta. Bases 946 to 2925 code for a protein of 659 amino acids. The transcript is spliced from 15 exons. NCBI's taxonomy places the organism in Eukaryota, Viridiplantae, Streptophyta, Magnoliopsida, Malpighiales, Euphorbiaceae. Gene Ontology annotation, biological process: lipid metabolic process. The record is from RefSeq and is a predicted model, not a curated record.
AUAUAUUUUCUGUUCUCUUAUGAAGCUUUUAUUGUAUAUAUGUUUGGUUCGUUAAUAUGUUAUUUUAUGCUUGUUUGUUUGUUGAGAAAAAAUGAGAAACUUUUUACAAUACAAAGAGGAAAGUGAAUAGCUUAAAUUAGCUGAUUUGAGAUGAGCUUUGAUAUUGGUUUAGGUCAGUGUUAUACAUGCAACCAUAACAUAUAUCACUGACAUACAAAAGAAUAACGUUGUUAAAUUGAACGGAAUCGAACUAUUAGUCUCCUUUGCUGAAAGUGACUGCAUUGUGAUUGGUAGUAGUGUUUGAUGUAUUCACAUUCGGUUUAAAUUGAUGGUUUAUGGAAUUCUUAUAAUAUAUUAAGUUGGGCUGAUACAUGGAUAUAUUUCUGUUACAAAGUUUUCAUCCAUGAAAAGCGAUUUUAGCUGUGAACUGGAGUUUAGCUGGUGGAGCUGGUAUUGAUCAAGAAUGACACAAGUUGAAUUUUUUGUAAUAGUUGAUUUUGGUUGAUAGCCCGGAGCUUUUUAAUUGUCUGGGAAUUUCAUAGAAUUAGCACUAACAACUUGUUGCACAUAGAAAAACUGAUUAUACAUUAUGUGCUGAUGAUCUAUGUGUAACAGUAGGAUAUCCUAUUCUUAUCUCUUUCUUCAUUUCACGAUAUCUUGGUCAAGUUGGUAAGGUUUUUGGCAAAUCAUGUUUGGAAGGUCUAGUUACCACUUUAAAUCAGGGACUUUAUGUAGUGUAGGUCUGCAUGGAAUGACCACUAAACCUAGCUGAGGUUCAUCUGGAAUUGAUGUUAUGGCUUCUUUAGGGAGAACUAUGUUUAGAGAUAUUUCAAGAGCUUUGGAAAGAAUUUGAAGUUUUCAAUAGUGGACAAGGGCACACUGAGGUUGUGGGAUUGCUCAAAGCUUGUAGAAUGCAGGCGGAGUGUGAAUGGAAAGACACAUCUAAUGAGGUAUAAAACAUGGCUUUGGUGGAGCCGGUUUGCAAUGGUAAUUACUUUGCUGCAAAUUAUGGGUGCAAUUUACCUUGUGUUCAAUGUGGCUAAAUAUAUUUCUCAUGAUGGAACAUCACAUCAAUGUUUCUUAGGGAUGGCUUCAAAUGGUAACCAGUGGAAGCAUAAACUUUUGAUUUUAUAUGUUAUCAUGGUUUGUUCAGUUCCAUUGGUGCAAUGUUUUGUGGGAUCUGAUGUCCUUAAAUGGAGGUCAUUUUAUGCAACCCAAGAUGAUGUGUGGAAAGCUCACUAUCACGAGGUGUUUGAUCAUGGCAUUCGCGAGGCCUUAUGUUGUUUGGGACGUGCCGAAUACUUGAGAGUUUCUGAGGAAGAUGAAGUAUACUCACUAGCACGAUUAUUAGGUGAUCUUGUUGCUUAUCGUGCAUCAGGGACUGGACAUUUGGAACUUCUAGCAGGUCUAGCUCUGUUGCAGAGGCAUAGUGGGUCCCAUAAAUCUUAUGAAGGAUUGGUGGAGGCACCUAAGAAAUUGAUUCAGGAGGCCUUUACUUUUCAUGAGUUUGCUGAAGCUGCAUAUACAGGCCCAUUACUUGACUUUGGGAGACACAAUGUCUUUUUUCCUUGUGCAUGGGUUUACAGGCAAGGGAUUUUGACUCCUUGGACUCGAAACAGGCGGCCUGUACUUAAAGGAGAUAACUGGUGGAGGGGUCAUGCUGCAGCCUUCUUAAAAUAUGUUAAUUUGCCACCAGAAGCACUUCGACGAGGUCGUGUUUGUCAGGGAAAGUGUAAGGCUGCAUACUUUAUUGUGGUUCUAAAUCAUGUAAGAUCUGUUGUGAUUGCGGUACGAGGAACUGAGACUGCUGAAGACCUUAUAACUGAUGGCUUAGGCAGGGAGUGCCUACUUACUACAGAAGACUUGGAUGGGUUGAUAAAUAGCAGCCAUAUUCCUCUUACUGUGAAGCAAACUGUGGAAUUAUCUUUUCCACACUAUGGGCACUCAGGUAUAGUUGAAGCUGCACGAGAUCUUUAUAUGCAAAUUGAAGGAAAUCCAGGAGAUAAAGAAGGUGAAGCAGAUGGCUUUCUUUCCUCACUGCUGGGAGCUGGAUGUGAGUGUGAUGGUUAUAGGGUGUGCAUAAUCGGGCAUUCCCUAGGAGGUGCUAUUGCUACGUUGCUAGGACUGAGACUAUAUCAUCAGCACCCAAACUUACGUGUUUAUGCAUUUGGGCCUCUCCCGUGUGUGGAUUCAGUCAUAGCAGAAGCAUGUUCAGGAUUUGUGACAAGCAUUGUACACAACAAUGAAUUUUCUGCACGCCUUUCAGUUGGAUCAAUUCUACGACUUCGGGCAGCUGCAAUUAUGGCACUCUCAGAAGAUUCCAACACUGAUACAGCCUUGAUUUUCAGGCUUGCUCGCCGGUUUCUCUAUAUCGGUGACUGUCAAACAGGAAGGAUAGAAGUAAAAGAUUCAGCAGAAUUACAUUCCCCAGAUACCAGUGGGGAAGAUCAUAAUUCUGAAGUCUGUAGAGAGAGCAAUAAACUGGAUAUUAGCAUUCCUCUCUGGAAGGAGCCAGAUUCAAGUAGUGUUGGUGAUAUUGAUGAUGAUAUUUUUGAAAAUCCUUUCCAUAAUGAGCCUGCUGUUGCAAAUCCAUCGGGUAAUCCUGUGUCUCAAUUUUUUGAAACUGUUCCCCAAAGUAAAAGUUGGUCAGCUGGAGAUCCUCCUGAGAUGUUUCUACCAGGUCUUGUGAUUCACAUGGUACCGAGAGAAAGAAACUCCAGUGUCCCUUUGUGGAAAAGCUGGAGAAUCCAAGAGAAUGUACAGAGUUAUAAUGCUUAUUUAGCUAACAGAGAAGACUUCAAAGAUAUUGUUGUGUCACCAAAUAUGUUCCUUGAUCAUCUCCCUUGGAGAUGUCACUAUGCAAUGCAAAAGGUAUUGGAAGCUCAAAAUGACCAAGGUCUACUAGGUGAAGCUCAAAUCGUGUGAGUAGUGGAUUCUAAGCUGCAGUUCUCUUUUAUAGUUCUCCGUACUGCAUUCAUUUGCUGUAUGCCAUUCUGAAAUGGAGCUGAAUGUCUGUAAUAUCGUUGGACGAGCUAAAGAAAAGAAACUAAGAUCGGUAGGUGAUGCUUAUGAGCCCAUGUGACCAAACUGUAGGAAUUCGCAAGAGCAUUCCUACAGAUAAAAAGUGUACAGCAGAUUUUGCCUAAUGCUCAAGCAAAGCAGCAAUUGAAGCCAUUCUAUUGGAAAACUGGUUACCAUAAUGGCUCCCUGUUGUACUCUUCACCCUGCUUUUCUGAUGUAACAUGCAAUAGAAAUUUUAUCAUCAUACUCCUGAUAAGGAAUCCAUGACUGAUAUGCCUUAAAAAUGUUAUCCUUGUGUUUCUCCUGCCCUUAGCCCUCGAAAUAGCCUUCUUAACAAUGUCACUGGCUCAAAAAAUUCAGGUCGGUAAGAAUGUUUCUCUGAUGGCAAUUCUUAGGACAUGUCACCUCAAUGUUUCUUGCAUGCAAACAAUAGCAUUUUUCGCAUACUUGGAGGCCUUUAACUGAUCACAAAUAGAGACCUCCGAUACUUUGAUGUGAUUAAUAGUUUUUGUCUCAAUGCAAGCAAAACCAUUUUGAAGGGAAAA